Messenger RNA from Bactrocera dorsalis (oriental fruit fly), 1118 nucleotides. RefSeq names its product STING ER exit protein. The coding region runs from base 215 to 898 and encodes 227 amino acids. The record is from RefSeq and is a predicted model, not a curated record. The transcript is spliced from 4 exons. Lineage: Eukaryota; Metazoa; Arthropoda; Insecta; Diptera; Tephritidae.
UUUAAUCGAAAUAAUGUAGAAGGGUGUAAAUGUGAAUAUGUGCUUGCGUUAUUCUUAAAAUUAUUGCUGAGUUUUGCGUAUUUUUACAAAUUGUAGAUAAUAUUUAGAUUAACGCAUGUAGAAAGGCCCUACUGAAAGGAGAAAUGUGAUUUUUGUGAAUUGAUGGUUGCUACGAAAUCUACAAAGUCUAAAGCAAUUCUGCAAAGUUUUCACUAUGCCUAAAGUUGUUUCGCGUAGUAUUGUGUGCUCUGAUUCUAAAGAUCAAGAAGAAUAUAAUGAAGAGAAACCAUUAAAUAUAUACUACUGCCUCUGUGGGAAACUGACAUUGAUCCUAGAUUGUACCAUUGAUAUCCUACCACUGCGGCCUGCGGAUGGAGCGCGUGUUAUUGAUGGUAAAAAGCAUGCCCAUAAGCUAGCUUUUCAAGAAGGACAUUCUCUAUAUAUUAAACGGGAAAAAGGAUACGAACAGCAAUUUCGCUUAAAUUGUAAGCAUUGCAGUCUGCCUUUAUAUUAUCGCCACGAUCCAGCAUCUGAUGUUACAUUUAUUAUUCGAGGCUCGUUAGUUCGCAAAAAGGCGGAAAAUUUUCUUGAGUCAGAAGAAGUAAUGACAGCCGAUUCAUCUAUUGAGGGUGUUGGAUUUGGUACUAGCGAAAAAAUUAUGGUAACCCGACAUACAAAGCACAUGGGGAAAUUCAGUUCAGUUACUGUGUCAACCAUUGACGAAGAAGAGGAUGAAAUCGAAGCCCGUGAAAUUGCAGAUAGUUACGCAAAUAAUGCAAAAAUUAUAGAGAAACAACUGCAGCGAAAAGGUGGAAAGUUGACGGAUUUGACGUUACAUAAUAAAAAGGAAGAAGCACCCAUUGUAAAGAAAGCAAGAGGAACACUGCUUGAUAUGUAAAUUAUUUUUUAAAUAAAUAUCUACUUUGCAUGAAUAUAAUAAUUCCAGUCAGAUAUUUCUUAAGGAAUAUAUAAGGACUGUGUCAAAUAAAAUUGUCCGUUACAAAAAUGAAAAAAUCUUUUAAACCAGUUGUCAGAUUUUUAUAAACUAAAAUAUUUUAUUAAAAACAUUUAUUUUAAAUUUGAAAAACUGAAGAAUAAACCAAGAAUUAUGUGUAAAA